Messenger RNA from Pseudopipra pipra, 6155 nucleotides. Its product is annotated as protocadherin beta-15-like. Bases 3172 to 6051 code for a protein of 959 amino acids. NCBI's taxonomy places the organism in Eukaryota, Metazoa, Chordata, Aves, Passeriformes, Pipridae. Gene Ontology annotation, molecular function: calcium ion binding. Gene Ontology annotation, biological process: homophilic cell-cell adhesion. The record is from RefSeq and is a predicted model, not a curated record. Gene Ontology annotation, cellular component: plasma membrane. The transcript has a single exon.
UAAAGGGUACCAAAGCUCUUUCACUCCGACAGCAGUAGGUUUCAGACCUGAUUCAGACAUUUCUGAGAGACUUUAGUAAUGCAGUUAACAGUCCCAGAGAAGAUCUUGUCUCUCUUUUGCUGUCACACAAGACAGUGGACCACUUAUUCCAUUCUGUAAUGGAAUGGCACCGUUGGGCAGAGAAAUCUCAUCCUGGCUGAAUGCACAAAGACUUUUUCCCAGCUUAGAUAAAUUAGGAUGUUGUGAAUAAUGCCAUAGUGUUGUGUAAGCACAGCACUCUUUCUUUCCUGGGUUCUGGAUGUGUCUGGAUGAGAUGUGUGGGCCCUGUGUCCUUUGCUCUCUUGUCACUGUGUCUGUCUGUGCAUCACUAGUGCUGCCUGAUGAAUUAGGGAUUUGCUCCCAUUCAGCCAUUGCUAUGCAGGCCAUUCCAACCCAGCAGGCAAGGAGGGUAUUUUGACCCUUUCAGUACAUCAGUCUCAUCUUCUCUAUUGCAGAGUAGAGCAGCAAAAUGCACAAUAAGUUCUUCCUUUGGCCUGUAGGAGGGGUUGGGUGUUCUGUCUCCUUGCAACACAGCAGCACAAAGAGUGUGGUCACAGACUGUAACUGUACAGAGGUGUGAAAACAUAUUUGUUGUGUUUGAGGUGCAUUCCAUGAAAACUCCACGUGUCCUUCAAAGAACAUUUUCUGAAGGCAGAAUCAAAAUGUACUGGUGGAAAAGACAUUGAAUUUGGUCUCCUCAUUCUUUUUCCUGGAGCCAGAGGCUUCUCAAUGGAAUGGAAAGCUAUCCCCACGACUUUCCAGUUUUAUGUAAGCACAUUUGCAUUCUCUGUUGACCUUUUCCCUUCUACUCCCUGAAGUGUGUUUGAGCAUUUACUUGCCUAUUCCUUUUAAGAAGGACUGUCAUGCCAUCUCUAAUAACUCAUUUUCUGAAUGAUGUCUGUGAGGAAUGGAAUAUUCAGAAAGCCUCACGCUGUGUUGUGCUGAAGUUAUAAACUGUAACACUGUAAAGUGGGAUACCCCUGAGUGUAGAAACUGAAAUAAUGUGUAAGAGUGAAAUAAAGAGAGUACCUUAAUUCCUGGUGUGGAGAGAGAAAAGUCUUUGUAGAGAAAUGCUUUCAAGGAAAGCUAUGCCAAGUUUUUUCAAAAGUCUGGGAGUUUUUUUCCCAGUGUGUCCUUUCAGUGAGGUAAUGUUUGGUGGGUACAUGUGUUGAGUUUGGAGAUACAGGCAAUAGAGCGUUCAGUGCCGUGCCCAUGCCCUGCCACCACAGCCCUGGGCCGUGGCCGGGGGCCCCAGUGAGGAACAGGUUUUCCCUUGUGUCCCUGUCCCCACAGAGGACGUGACACCGGACGAUGCUGGGACUGUCUCUGCAGAACAGUUCAACCAUCUUUCCUUUAACUAGUACGGGGUCAGCACAGGCAAAGGUUUCAUGCCUCAUGAUAGGAGGGGUUGCAGGGUGCAACUGUGGGAAUGGUUCCUUUAGAGGAAAUCUGUAUUUUCGUUUGGCAUAACCACAUUCUGGAAAUUGUAAGUCAGAAUAUGAUUGCAUUCCCCUGAAAACCAACAAGCAAACAGAAUAAAGGGAACAUAAACUCUUUCACUCAGUUAUUCAUGUGUUUCAAGUCUGUUAAGGCCAUUUCUGACAGGCUUUAAGAAUGCUGUUAGCUCUCCCAGCUAAGCUCUUGUAUCUCUUGCUGUCAGACAAGACAGUGGAGGUUUCAUUCUGUUCUCUAACAGUAUGGUACAAAAAAUGGGACAGACAAACCUCAUCCUUGUUGAAAUGCACAAAAGCCUUUUCCCAGCACAGAAAAGUAAGGAAAUGAUCAGCACUGUGUCACAAUUGCAUGUGAGCACCAAGCUCUUUCUUUCCUGCACUCCGGAUGUCUCUGUCUGACAUCUGUGGGCUCUGUGCACUUCUCUUUUUUGACACUAUGUCAGUCAACACAGCCACUGUGUUUUUCCUAAUGUUCACUGGUGUUGCCCAGUGAAUCAGAGAAUUCCUGUCACUCAGCCUUUGCAAAGCAGGUAAUUCCAGCUCAGCAGGCAAGGAGGGUAUUUUGAUUCUUUGAGUACAGAGGAUUGAUGUUCUUUAUGUCAGAGGAGGGCAGCAAAAUGCACAAUAAGAUCUAUACUUUGGCCGAUAAGAGGGGAUUGGGUGUUCUGUCUCCUUGCAAUAGAGCAGCACAAACAGUGUUGGGGUAGACUGUAACUGUACUGAGUUGUGAAAACCUGUUCAUUGUCUUUGGGUGCAUUGCAUGAAAAUUCCAAAUGUCCUUCAAAGAGCAUUUUCUGAAGGUACACUCAAGAUGAGCUUGUGAAAAAACUUUGAGUUUGAUCUCCUCAUUCCUGUUCCUGGAUUCAGCAGAACUGAACUGGGAAGCCGUCCCAGCAUGACUUUCUGAGUUUGUGUUAGAGCAUUUGCGUUCUUUUUUUGGCCCUUUUCCCUUGUACUCCCUGAACUGGGCUUGAGCAUUUUUUGCCUGUUGCUUUUAAAAAGGACUGUCACCCCAUCUGUAGUAACUGAUACCUUUACUAAUGUAUGUGAUGCACGGAAUAUCCAAAAAGCCUCACACUGUCUGUGUUGUGAUGAAGUUUUAAAGAGUAACAUUCUAAAUUGGAAUAUCCCUGAGUGUUAUAACUGAAAUAAUGUAUAAGAGGGAAAUAAAGAGCGUUCCUUAAUUCCUUGUGUGGAAGAAUCUUUUGUAGAAUUAAUAAUUCCGAAAAGCUCUGCCAAGGUUUUUCAAAAGUCUGGGAGGUUAUUUCUCGUUUUGUCUGUUUAUUGAGGUAAUGUUGGGUGGGUCCCCAUGUGUCUAGAGCGUGGCGAUGCCGAUGGUAGAGUGUUGAAUGCCCAGCCCGUGCAGUUACCGCUGCGCUGCCACUGCAGAGGCUCCAGGCGGGUUUGUCUGUUGGGGAAGUCGGGUCAGUCUUUCCGAGCUCAGCCUCUGCCUCACGCUGCAUUGGGAAACGCCCUGUGCGACUUUUAUUGCCGCGUUUCUCAAAAGGCACUGACUCUCGGGUCAGCAGCAGGGAGCUCAGGAUUUCCCGCGGGCUGGGGGCAGCGGGGAGCGCGGACAGACUCGGGACAGGUGACGGAGCUGUUCGUGCGAUCUGAGUAAAGCGGCGGGUCCUCAUGGCUCAUCCCGACCCUUGCGGGCACUUCCAUCCCCGCUACCAUGUGCGCGCGUCCUGCCCCGGGCUCAGCCGAGGGCGAGCGGCGGCACCGCGCGUGUGCGCGCGUGUCCGUGGGCCGGGCCGAGCGGCAGCGCGGGCAGCGGGCGGCGGCGGGCGCAGUCCCAGCGCGCACCGCUGGGUGGUGGUCUCGGCUAAGGCGCCGCCGAGCCCGACCCAGCCCAGCUCAGCACAGCCAAGCCCAGCCCAGCUCCCAACAGCCCAGCCGGGCGGAGCGGGCAGCGGCUGCGGCAGCGAGCGCUGGCUCUGCCAGCCGAGCCUGGGACACCGCGGCUGCACUCCGGGCUGCCGACCCGACCGGAAUACAGAGGGAGAGGGAAGGUACCCGACCCGACCGCCGCCUCUUUUCGUUGGGGACUACGCGAGAGAUCCGCGAGAAGGAGAUCGGACACCGCCGCCGCCGCCGCCGCCGGAGGAGGGCCAUGGCGAUGGCAAGGCAAGUGCUUUGUGUGUGUGCUUUGCUCUCCCUGGCGCUCGCUCGCUCGCAGCCCAUCCGCUACUCCGUGGCCGAGGAGGCGGACAGCGGCUCCCUCGUAGGCAACCUGGCGCAGGACGCGGCGCUGCCGCCGGCGCAGCUCUCGGCUCGCCGCGCCCGCCUGCUGGCCGAGGACGGCCGGCAGCACUUUCGCCUCGACCGCGCCAGCGGCCGCCUCGUCGUGGCCGACAGGCUCGACCGGGAGCAGCUGUGCGCCCAGGCCGACACCUGCACGCUCGCCUUCGAGCUGCUGCUGGCCGACCCGCUGCAGUUCUUUCGGGUCGAGGUGACCCUGCAAGACAUCAAUGACCAUUCGCCCGUUUUCCCUGCGGAACGUGUCACUUUUAAGAUCCCAGAAACGAGCGAGCCUGGCUCUUGUUUCCCUCUGGAGGGGGCUCGGGACCUUGAUAUUGGCAGCAAUAGCGUCCAGACAUACAGCAUCUCUCCCAAGAACCAAUACUUUAGCGUCUCCUAUGGGAGUCGGAGUGGCGAUGACAAAUAUGUUGAACUGGUUUUGGAAAAGCCACUAGACAGAGAGGAACAGGCAGAUAUAAAAUUCAGUCUCAUUGCCGUGGAUGGUGGUUCUCCUCCCAGAAGUGGGACCACACAAAUUCACAUUAUAAUUCUCGAUGCAAACGACAACUCCCCAGUGUUCACAAAGGAGGUGUACCUUGCGCGGAUUUUAGAAAACACACCAGAGGGCUCUGUGGUCCUGACUGUGCUGGCAACUGAUCAGGAUGAAGGAAUUAAUGGAGACAUCUCCUAUCAGUUCAGCGAAGCAGUCAGCCAGAGUGACUCAUCAUUUGAGAUUGAUCCUAUAACAGGUGAAAUUAAACUCACAAAGCCUCUGGACUUUGAGGCAGCAGAGACUCACGAACUCCGUGUUAGGGGCACAGAUGGUGGGGGCCUUUCAGCAAUCUGCAAGGUGUUGGUGGAGGUGUUGGAUGUGAAUGACAAUGCCCCGGAGCUGGUGGUCAGUUCCUUCAGCAGUCCCCUCGCCGAGAACUCAGCGCCCGGCACGGUCGUUGCCCUCUUCAGUGUCAGGGACCGCGAUGCUGGGGCCAACGGCAAGGUCUCCUGUGCCCUCGACGAUCAACUCGUCUUCUCCCUGCGCCCAGCCUACAAGAAUUACUAUGAGCUGGUGACGGUGAGUGGCCUGGACCGCGAGGAGACGGCUGAGUACAUGGUGACGGUGACAGCAGCAGACGCGGGCUCCCCUCCUCUGACGAGCAGCCACACCUUCAGCGUGGCCAUCUCGGACGUCAAUGACAACGCGCCUGUCUUCAACCAGAGCUCGUACACCAUGUACGUGCGUGAGAACAAUGUGCCCAGCGUGCUGGUUGGAGCCGUGAGUGCCGCAGAUGCCGACGUGGGGCUCAACGCCAAGGUGACCUAUUCGCUGUCAGCGGGGCAAGCGGCGGAGCGGCCUUGGUGCUCGUGCCUGUCGGUGAACUCGGAGAGCGGGCAGGUGUUUGUGCUGCGAGCGCUGGACUACGAGCAGCUGAGGCAGAGCGAGGUGGUGGUGAGCGCCUCUGACGCGGGUUCUCCUCCGCUGCGAGCCAACGUCACCGUCCGCCUGCUGGUGCUGGACGAGAACGACAACGCCCCGCUCGUGCUGUACCCGGCGCCCGACAGCGGCCCGGCCUCCAGCGAGCUGGUGCCCGUGUCGGCUGAGGCGGGCUACCUCGUCUCCAAAGUGGUGGCCGUCGACGCCGACUCGGGGCAGAACUCCUGGCUCUCGUACCACCUGCUCAGGGCCACCGACCCCGGGCUCUUUGCCGUGGCUGCCCAAAGCGGCGAGGUGAGGCUCAGGAGGCCCGUGACAGACAGAGACAGCGUCAAGCACAAGCUCGUCGUCCUGGUGCGAGACAACGGCCGCCCACCCCUCUCAGCCACCGCCGCUCUCAGCGCACUCCUGCUCAAGGACUUCUCCAACCUGCGCCAACCGCACGGCAGCCCCGCCACCGACGACCAGCCCGGCUCCCUCACCACCUACUUAAUCCUUGCCUUGGUCUUCGUCUCCCUGCUCUUCCUCGCCUCCACAGCAGCCUUCGUGGCUCGCAGGCUGUGCAAGAGAAAGGAGCUGAAGGCUGCCCACGUGCUUGACGGGGCCGACAACUUGCCGAGUGGCCUGGCCGAGGCAGCUGCUGCAGGGACCCUGCCCCACCCCUACUGCUACGAGAUCAGCCUCACCACGGGCUCGGGCAACAGCGAGUUCAGGUUCCUCAAGCCCUUUGGCCCUGGCCUGACACCACAGCCCUGGGCCGUGGCCGGGGGCCCCAUUGAGGAACAGGUUUUCCCUUGUGUCCCUGUCCCCACAGAGGACGUGACACCGGACGAUGCUGGGACUGUCUCUGCAGAACAGUUCAACCAUCUUUCCUUUAACUAGCAUGGGGUCAGCACAGGCAGAGGUUUCAUGCCUUGUGGUAGGCAGGGAUGCAGGCUGCAGCCUGUGGGAAUGGUUUCUGCAGAGGAAAUCUGUAUUUGCAAUUG